Messenger RNA from Lepus europaeus (European hare), 558 nucleotides. RefSeq names its product interferon lambda-4-like. Lineage: Eukaryota; Metazoa; Chordata; Mammalia; Lagomorpha; Leporidae. The coding region runs from base 1 to 558 and encodes 185 amino acids. Gene Ontology annotation, biological process: positive regulation of immune response; defense response to virus; innate immune response. The record is from RefSeq and is a predicted model, not a curated record. The transcript is spliced from 5 exons. Gene Ontology annotation, molecular function: cytokine activity.
AUGGGGGCGAGCGGCGCGGCUGCGGUGGCCACGGGGCUGUGGGUCGCGUGGACGCUGGGUGCGACGGCGGAGCCCGGCCAGGCGGCGCCCGGGCGCUGCCUGCUCUCCCACUACCGCUCGCUGGACCCCAGGGCGCUGGCGGCCGUCACGGCGCUGAGAAACCGCUACGAGGAAGAGACGCUGAGCUGGAGGCCGCGCAACUGCUCCUUCCGCGCGAGGAGGGACCCUUCCCGGCCGUCGACGUGCGCCCGGCUUCGCCACGUGGCCCGGAGCCUCGCGGACGCCCGGGCCGUGCUGAGCAGCCUGCAGCGCCCGGAGCUGUACCCGGGCAUCGGCGCGACCCUGGAGCUGCUGGCGGCGGCAGAGCGGGACGUGGUGGCCUGCCUCGAGCUGUUCCGGAGAGGCUCCUCCAGGAAGUCCCCGCGGCCGCCCAGGAGGCGACACAAGAUGGGGAGGCCGGACUCGCCGCGCUGCCACGAAGCCACCGUCGUCUUCAACCUGCUGCGCCUGCUCACGCGGGACCUCAGGCUGGUGGCGCACGCGGGGCCUUGCGUGUGA